UUGGGGACCUAGGGUUUCUCGUGCGCUCUCAGAGGUGGGUUGGAAUUUCCUCCCCCUCUUUCCCCUUUCGUCGUCCUUUUCUUAGGGUUAGGGUUUCCGUUCCUUUCUUUCUUCGAUGGCGGCUAUCGACGUUGAAUACCGCUGCUUUGUCGGCGGGCUCGCCUGGGCGACGGAUGACGCCUCCCUCGAGAGGGCUUUCAGCCAAUUCGGGGAGAUCAUCGAAUCCAAGAUCAUCAACGAUCGGGAGACGGGGAGGUCGAGGGGCUUCGGAUUCGUGACGUUCAGGAGCGAGCAGGCGAUGAGGGACGCCAUCGAGGGGAUGAACGGGCAGACCCUAGACGGGAGGAACAUCACCGUCAACGAGGCCCAGUCCCGGGGCAGUGGCGGCGGUUUCCGCAGCGGCGGAGGAGGUUACGGCGGCGGAGGUUACGGCGGAGGAGGUCGCCGUGAGGGUGGCGGCGGGUACAGCCGCGGAGGCGGUGGCUACGGCCGUGACCGUGACCGUGGUUACGGCGGGUCCCGUUUCUCGAGGAACGGCGCAGGGGACGGGGACUGGCGGAACUAAGGCUUCUCGGCCUGCCGCGCGGUCCGAGAGGGCUGGGCUUAAAGAGACGGUGGUGUCUCUCGUCCUAUCUAUCAGUUUGAAAGUGUUAUGAUGUUAUGGUUUUUUGUUUGAUGUCGUCGUUAUCGUCUGUUUAGGUUUCCGUUCCGUUUGGUUAUGAGAGAGAGAGAGUUGUUGGAUGCUUAAAAACUUUAAAAUUAGAGAGAUCUGAGGGAGCAGAGAAAUGGGUGUAGUGGAUGUGGUUUCUAUUCCUUUGUUCUUAAUGGAUGCUUUAUCUUUCUGGGCUUGAUUGGUA
Phoenix dactylifera (date palm) is the source of this 857-nucleotide messenger RNA. Its product is annotated as glycine-rich RNA-binding protein GRP1A. The record is from RefSeq and is a predicted model, not a curated record. Gene Ontology annotation, molecular function: RNA binding. Lineage: Eukaryota; Viridiplantae; Streptophyta; Magnoliopsida; Arecales; Arecaceae.